AUGAGAGUUCCGGCGUUUUAUUCACUUUCCGAGUCUGCUUUCUACCGACGGACCGUUAUCACCUCACAAUGUUUACCAGAGACUCCAACUCGCUCCUUCGUCAAAAGGCUUGCCCCAUCUUCAGGCUUUAGUCUUGUUUCUAUAAUAGGUUUUGACUUACGGUGGACAGGUCAGGAUAAAAUCGCGAAGGACCAGUGGCGCGGCGCCCGCGUCAGCUGGGAUGGUGGCGGCGAAGGCGGCCCCGGCAAAUGCGAUAGCGCACAGGAUAGUCUACUUGAACUGCAUCUUGAGUCGAGAAAGGCGAUGAAUUCUUUUAAAGAAUAUAUCAGAGAAAAUUGCAAAAAGAAGAAGACUGCUGGAGACCUGCUGGAGUCUGAAAACUGA
Messenger RNA from Pyricularia oryzae 70-15, 384 nucleotides. RefSeq lists its product as uncharacterized. The record is from RefSeq and is a predicted model, not a curated record. NCBI's taxonomy places the organism in Eukaryota, Fungi, Ascomycota, Sordariomycetes, Magnaporthales, Pyriculariaceae. Bases 1 to 384 code for a protein of 127 amino acids. The transcript is spliced from 3 exons.